Molecule: messenger RNA, 902 nt
Organism: Rhinichthys klamathensis goyatoka
Lineage: Eukaryota; Metazoa; Chordata; Actinopteri; Cypriniformes; Leuciscidae
Gene: apobec2a
Product: apolipoprotein B mRNA editing enzyme, catalytic polypeptide-like 2a
Exons: 4
Coding region: 28-786 (252 amino acids)
Biological process (GO): cytidine to uridine editing
Cellular component (GO): nucleus; cytoplasm
Molecular function (GO): cytidine deaminase activity; RNA binding
Source: RefSeq, a predicted model, not a curated record
UGCAGAGUUCCUUCUCAAGUUUCAAAGAUGGCCGACAGAAAGAGCAGCAGUGGCGUCGGCUCUCGUCAGACCGUAAAGAGGAAAGAGAGAGCAGAAAAUGAGGCAAAGAAAGAGGAGAAACCCCCUAAAGAAGGAGAGAAGCCUGAGGUGAAUGGAAAGAAGGAGGCGGUGGAGAACGGAGAGGCCGGUGCCGGUGUGGAGAACGGAGGGAACGGAGAGAAACCGGAGCCGAUGGAGCUGCCGCCGUUCGAGAUCAUCACCGGGGAUCGCAUUGACCCGUUCUUCUACAAGUUCCAGUUCAAGAACGUCGAGUACUCGUCCGGCCGGAAUAAAACCUUCUUGUGCUACCUGGUGGACCAGGGCUCGGACAGCCUCCUCCGCGGCUACCUCGAGGACGAGCACGCGGGCGCCCACGCCGAGGACGCCUUCUUCCAGCAGGUCCUACCCAACUACGACCCAGCCUGCAAAUACACCAUCACCUGGUACAUGUCGUCCAGCCCGUGCGCGGCCUGCGCCGGGAAGCUCACAGAGAUCCUGAAGGCCAGGAAAAGCGUUCGCCUGACGAUCUUCUCCGCGCGGCUCUUCGACUGGGAGGAGCCUGAGAUCCAGGCGGGGCUAAAGGCCCUAGCGGCCGCCGGCUGCAAACUGCGCAUGAUGAAGCCGCUGGAUUUCACCUACACCUGGGACACGUUCGUAGAGAACGACGAGGAGCCGUUCACGCCGUGGGAGGACUGCCAGGACAACUACGAGUACUAUCAGGAUAAACUGGCCGACAUCCUGCAGUGAUGAUAUUGAAGCACUAGUGGAAGAGAGAGUGUGUGUGUGUGUGAGAGAGAGAGCCCCGUGCCAACCCUUCACUCUCUGCAUCCGCACGCGGAGAGACGAUUAAACAUUACUGGGUG